Oncorhynchus masou masou (cherry salmon) is the source of this 3088-nucleotide messenger RNA. It is a transcript of the gene scp2a, whose product is annotated as sterol carrier protein 2a. The record is from RefSeq and is a predicted model, not a curated record. Gene Ontology annotation, molecular function: acyltransferase activity, transferring groups other than amino-acyl groups. The coding region runs from base 43 to 1782 and encodes 579 amino acids. The transcript is spliced from 16 exons. NCBI's taxonomy places the organism in Eukaryota, Metazoa, Chordata, Actinopteri, Salmoniformes, Salmonidae.
AAUAUGGGUAUAGAAAGCUAGCAUCAUUACAGGCAAGGAGUUAUGCUGCGUUCACAUGCUCCACAGAAACUCCUUCGUAGUACUUUGACUUCUCAGUUCGGUGAACGGUUAUCAUCCGUAUUGUCACUCUUCCCUCUUGGAAGCACUCGUCUCAGCACAACAACCAGAAUGGCUCCUCAAAAGAACCGAGUAUUCGUCAUUGGAGUGGGAAUGACAAAGUUUGAGAAGCCAGGAAAAGAAGACUUUGACUAUCCCGACAUGGCAAAGAUAGCAGGCGAGAGGGCCUUGUCUGAUGCUGGAGUCCCCUACUCUGCUAUAGAGCAAGCCUGUGUGGGCUAUGUGUAUGGUGACUCUACCUGUGGCCAGAGGGCCAUCUACCACAGCCUUGGCCUGUCAGGGAUCCCCAUCAUCAACGUCAACAACAACUGCUCCACAGGCUCCACUGCCCUGUUCAUGGCCCGACAGCUAAUCCAGGGAGGUCUGGCUGACUGUGCACUAGCCCUUGGCUUUGAAAAGAUGGAGAGAGGCUCCUUGUCAUCAAAGUUCAUGGACAGGACUAACCCCAUGGACAAGCAUAUGGAGGUGAUGUUCAACACAUAUGGGAUGGCAGCAGCCCCGGCAGCACCACAGAUGUUUGGCAACGCGGGCAGAGAACACAUGGAGAAAUACGGUACUACACCAGAGCACUUUGCUAAAAUCGCAUGGAAGAACCACAAGCAUUCCACCAACAACCCGUACUCUCAGUUCCAGGAUGAGUACAGUCUGGACCAGGUCAAACAGUCCAGGAAGGUGUUUGAGUUCCUUACUCUUCUCCAGUGUUGUCCUACCUCUGACGGUGCAGGGGCAGCUGUCCUGGCCAGUGAGGGCUUUGUGAGGCGCCAUGGUCUAGAGCACCAGGCGGUGGAGAUCGUAGCCCAGGAGAUGGUAACGGACCUCGCAACUACCUUCGAAGACAAUAGCUGCAUGAAGAUGGUUGGAUACGACAUGACCUCCCUGGCAGCCAAGAAGUGUUUUGAGACGGCGGGCCUGAAACCCAGUGACGUCAAUGUGAUCGAGCUACAUGACUGUUUCUCUGCCAACGAGCUGAUCACGUACGAGGCUCUGGGGUUGUGCCCAGAGGGUAAGGCUGGAGAGCUGAUAGACAGAGGAGACAACACGUACGGAGGCCAGUGGGUGGUCAACCCCAGCGGAGGACUCAUCUCUAAAGGACACCCUCUGGGAGCCACAGGUCUGGCCCAGUGUGCGGAGCUGUGCUGGCAGCUGAGAGGCCAGGCUGAGAGGAGGCAGGUCCCGGGGGCGAAGGUGGCCCUACAGCACAACAUCGGCCUGGGAGGAGCUGUGGUCGUCACUCUCUACAGGAUGGGGUUCCCUCAGGACGCCAGGUCCCAGAUAGCGGCUGUCCCCACCAGAGCAGAACGUCUGGAGGGCUUCAGAGUCUAUUCUGUCUUCCAGGAGAUAGAGAACAAACUACAGGAGGAAGGAGUAGACGUUGUGAAGAAGAUUGGAGGAGUUUUUGCCUUCAAGGUGACAGAUGGACCCGAAGGGAAAGACGCUCUGUGGGUCGUAGACGCGAAGAAUGGACACGGCUCCGUGAGCAACGACGCUGAUAAGAAGGCUGACUGCACUAUCACCAUGGGAGAUGAAGACUUAAUGAAGCUGAUGACAGGCAAGAUGAAUCCACAGACGGCAUUCUUCCAGGGCAAGCUGAAGAUCGCAGGAAACAUGGGCAUGGCCAUGAAGCUUCAGAGUCUGCAGCUGGUGCCAGCCAAAGCCAAGCUGUGAUUGGCUGGUAGACCCUCAGCUCUGGAACUCCUGCCAUAUGUAGCAGUUAUGCACAUUCUCUCACCCCUCACCCCUCCUCUCACCCCUUUCUCACCCCUCCUCUCACCCCUCACCCCUCCUCUCACCCUUCACACCUCACCCCUCACCCAUCCUCUCACCCCUCACCCCUUUCUCACCCCUCCUCUCACCACUCACCCCUUUCUCACCCCUCCUCUCACCCAUCACCCCUCCUCUCACCCUUCACACCUCACCCCUCCUCUCACCCCUUUCUCACCCCUCCUCUCACCCCUUUCUCACCCCUCCUCUCACCUCUCACCCCUCCUCUCACCCCUCCUCUCACCCCUCUCACCCCUCCUCUCACCUCUCCUCCUCUCUGACCUCUCUGACUUCUCCUCUCUGACCUCUCCUCCUUUCUCACCUCUCCUCCUCUCUCUAUCAUCUCAUUCCAUCUCUCUCCUCCACACCCUUUCACAUUCACUCUUAAUUUAGCCUCUCUCUUUCUCCAUUGAUCCCUCUCACUAUCUAUCUUUGAAAUAGAUUCUAUACUAGAUAAUUAGUUGAGAAAUCAUCCCCAAUGUCCCAAGAUUCUAACUUCCUCAAGUGUCCUGUAACAUAAUUGAUAAUGAGAUAAUAUUUAUAUUUAAUUCACAUUUUCCUCAUGAUUUAUGGGUUCCUCAUGUUUCAACCAACCAAUGUGAAGACACAUACACACACAGAACUGGAAUAAUGCCUUAACUGUUAUGUCACAAUAUUCUGCUCUGAGCUGCUGUGACAAACAGGAGGAAGAGAGAUUGUGACGGUUGUGAAAAGCAAUUGAAGUUUUUUUUUGGACACUUGACGGCCAUCUUAUAAACAGCUUAUGAGGCUGUUGCUUUGUCAAGAAAAGCAAAAGAUCAUCUUUAAGACCCAACUAAUCUGGUUUGAUCUCUGGCACUGCUGUUCAGUCAUGUAAUACCGCAGUGACCAGGUGGUUGUGUCCCAUACGCCAUGCGUUUGCUGCGAGAGCGUGGCAGUGACUCUCCCGCCACAUAAUAAUAACACUGUCAUUGCAGUAAAUAAAUGGAUACAAUAUUUUAUGUUUGUGUAGUAAAUAAUGUUUAAUAAUAAUGGAACAUGGUGGACUAUUUUAUAAUAAUACAGAACACCACUUUAUGUGCCUCUGGUGUCUCUAAGAAACUGACAGCUCUGAUUAAUAUGACAGUCCGACAGGACCUGAUUUGAGGAAAUGCUUUUCUGUAGAAUGUGUGAGUGACUGAAUGAAUGCAAUUGAUUUUUACUAAAUAAAUAACAGCUAUAUUGACCAGAA